UCUGCGAGUGUACGGACAGUUUAGCGCGCCGGACCGGUGCAGGAAACGCGUCUAGGCUUUGACCUCCUCUCCUUAAUGUGAGCUUCUUGCUGUCAUGUUUAACUUAAAGGCCUUACAGAAAAACAAGACAGUCAAAUAUGGAGUCCCUAUGCUUUUGCUCGUAAUCGGAGGUUCCUUCGGCCUGCGAGAGUUUACACAAAUACGAUAUGAUGCCCAGAGAAUCCGAAAAAGGCUGGAUCCUUCGCUGGAGGCCAAAGUGAACCUCGAGAAGCAGUCAGUCAUGCUGGAGGAGGAGUACGAGAGGAUGAAGCAGGUGAAUUUGGAUGAGUGGAAGAACAUCCGUGGUCCUCGGCCCUGGGAGCACUCCAAGGAGUACCAGGAGCAGCAGCGUAACAGCCAGAAUAAAAAGGAGUGACCCCCCGGGCACGGGCGGGUGGAAAUAACCAUGGCGCUGCUGGUCUGCAGCUCAUCGCCGCCAUCACCACAAGUCGAGCACUCGCCUUUGCGUGGUCUUGGUUCUUGCGUUGAACUUUCCUCGUGGUCCCGUCUGGGGUUUAACACAAUCCGCACCGUAAGAGGUUCAAAUGACACCACCUGACACAGGAGGCAUUGCUCCAUUGUGCUGCACACACACAGUGAGAAGGAGUCAGCUGUUGGUAGGUGGCUCAGGAGGUCGUGAUACAGACCACCAGUAGGUGGCACAUCGGUGUGCUGCUGAGAGCGAGGAAGGAGAAUAAAUGUUUGUGUAUGACUUCCAUGUUUCAAUAAAUUAUAUUCUAUCGAUCCAA
Pungitius pungitius (ninespine stickleback) is the source of this 788-nucleotide messenger RNA. Its product is annotated as cytochrome c oxidase assembly protein COX16 homolog, mitochondrial. The transcript is spliced from 5 exons. Lineage: Eukaryota; Metazoa; Chordata; Actinopteri; Perciformes; Gasterosteidae. Bases 95 to 415 code for a protein of 106 amino acids. The record is from RefSeq and is a predicted model, not a curated record. Gene Ontology annotation, biological process: mitochondrial respiratory chain complex IV assembly. Gene Ontology annotation, cellular component: mitochondrial inner membrane.